This is a messenger RNA of Amaranthus tricolor (Joseph's coat), 1700 nucleotides long. RefSeq names its product U-box domain-containing protein 26. Lineage: Eukaryota; Viridiplantae; Streptophyta; Magnoliopsida; Caryophyllales; Amaranthaceae. Gene Ontology annotation, biological process: protein ubiquitination. The record is from RefSeq and is a predicted model, not a curated record. Bases 299 to 1597 code for a protein of 432 amino acids. Gene Ontology annotation, molecular function: ubiquitin protein ligase activity. The transcript has a single exon.
UUUAAAACUUUUCCUUAAAUAACUUCAUAUCACACUCUACACAACUCCAAAUUCAUGUAGGCCCCAUUUCUAGUCAUACCUUUGACCAACCCAAUAACAAUUUUCUUUUUCCUUUUCUUUUCCAAAACAAAACCCAUAAAAAAAUCCCAAUCACAUUCUCCAACACCACACCCAUUGCUGGAUUAACCCUCAUAAAUGUCACACGUGUGGGCUUCCUCAAGUCAGAAUAAAAACACCCUCUCCCCCUCUUCAUUCCUUGCCAAACACAAAUACUUGUUUCUAUAAUUUCAAAGUCCAAAUGAGAGAAAGAAGAAUUCCGGCGAGGAUUCCGGUUGAACCAUUAGAAUCUGCCGGAAUCCAAAUCCCCUACCAUUUCCGGUGUCCGAUUUCACUGGAAUUGAUGCAAGACCCGGUUACUGUUUGUACGGGUCAAACUUACGACCGGUCAAGUAUUGAAGCUUGGGUUGCUACCGGGAAUACUACGUGUCCGGUUACCCGGGUCCCACUCGAUGAUUUUAGUCUCAUACCUAAUCAUACUCUUCGCAGGUUAAUUCAGGAAUGGUGUGUUUCAAAUCGGGCUUUUGGUGUUGAACGGAUCCCCACUCCUAAACAACCCGCGGACCCGUCUUUAAUCCGUUCUUUAUUGAACCAAUCUUCCUCCGGUUCAAACCCGAUUCAGAAUCGUAUUUCAGCUUUGAGGCGACUCAGAGGACUCGCUCGUGACUCGGAAAAGAAUCGUUCCAUCAUUUCAUCGUUUAAUAUAAGGGAUACCCUGGUAAAUAUUUUAUUUAAUAACUCCGACGAGUCCGAUUCCGAGUCUGACUCGGUUUCGUCUGAGUUAAAAUACGAGUCGCUUUCUCUUCUGGCAAUAUUCCCAUCAUCGGAUUCCGAUUGUAGUGCAAUUGCAUCUGACCCGUAUAAGGUGGGGUAUUUGGUGAGCCUACUUUUCCACCCGUCUUCAAUCGAUAUCCGAGUCAACUCAGCCGCGUUAAUUGAGUCAAUAAUCGCAGGAACAAAAUCGUCCGAUUUAAGAUCGUUUAUUUGCGAUUCCGAUGAAAUUUACGUUGGUGUUAUCUCACUUCUUACAAACCCAAUUCCUUCCCCACGCGCUUUAAAAAUCGGUGUGAAAACACUCUUCGCUCUCUGCCUAAGCAAACAACACCGUCACAAAGCAAUUACCGCCGGUGCAGUUAACGCGCUCAUUUCUCGGUUAACGGAGUUCGAUAAAUGCGAUUGCGAACGCGCACUUGCCACCGUCGAACUCUUAUGUAGGGUCCCACAAGGCUGUAGCGCGUUUGGUGCACACGCUCUGACUGUCCCUCUUUUAGUGAAGUUGAUUCUUAAAAUCUCAGAUAGAGCCACUGAGUAUGCAGCCGGCGCGUUGCUAUCCCUCGCUUCUUCGUCGGAAAGAUUACAAAGAGAGGCGGUCAACGCCGGAGUGUUGACUCAGUUGUUGUUGUUGGUACAGAGCGAUUGUACCGAACGCGCUAAAAGAAAGGCACAAAUGUUGUUGAAGUUGCUCCGUGAUUCUUGGCCUGAAGAAAGUAUUGGGAAUUACUCUGAUGAUUUUAACUGCAGCGACGUCGUUCCGUUUUGAUUAUGGCGGAGGGAUUUUAUUUUUUGGAGGGAGGAAUAUUUAUUUUUAUUUUAUUUAAUUGAUUAGGUGGUUUUUUAAUUAUUAUUAUUGGAUAAAUGGGGGG